Messenger RNA from Thermochaetoides thermophila DSM 1495, 600 nucleotides. RefSeq lists its product as uncharacterized. NCBI's taxonomy places the organism in Eukaryota, Fungi, Ascomycota, Sordariomycetes, Sordariales, Chaetomiaceae. The record is from RefSeq and is a predicted model, not a curated record. The transcript is spliced from 2 exons. Bases 1 to 600 code for a protein of 199 amino acids. Gene Ontology annotation, biological process: iron-sulfur cluster assembly.
AUGGAGGGGAGGGGUCUUGACAACGCCAACCCCACCAUUCUCAGCGUCUCGCAACUGCCCAGCAGGAGACGCAAAGGAGGCGCAGUCAGACGCGGGCCCGACUCCAAGUGUGACAGCAUAGUUUACCCCAGGCAGCAUUGGCCCUAUGGCUCAGGCGUGUCGUCAGGUGAGGACGACGAGGAAGAGGACGAGGAGGAGCCCAUUGACGAGCAAGACAUUUUUGAUCUUAUUUCCACUAUCUCAGACCCUGAGCACCCGCAUACCCUGGGCCAGCUGUCAGUUGUAAGGCUUCCCGAUAUUCACUUGAGCCCCUCGCCAGCCAAGCUUCCAAGUCCAGAUGCUCUGGUGACCGUGCGCGUUGAUCUCACUCCCACCAUCAAUCACUGCUCACUCGCCACUGUCAUCGGCCUAGCCGUUAGGUGCAGGCUAGAGCAAACUCUGCCGCCUAAUUACCGAGUCGAGGUCAAGAUGAAGGAAGGCUCUCACGCGCAGGAUGAUCAGGUCAAUAAGCAGCUCGGUGACAAGGAGAGAGUUGCCGCGGCUCUUGAGAACGACACACUCCAAAGGAUGGUGGACAAGAUGCUCUCGACAUGUGUUUGA